UUUCUUCGAUUUUUGGUGUUUAUUUGAAUAUUACUCUGGUAUUUGAUAUUUAGGGUUAAUUUCUGUUGAUAUUAUUUGAUAUUACUCUGCUUUACUUCGAUUUUCAUCUUGUUCUGCGACUUUUCAUUUUCAUUCGAUUUUUAGGGUUAAUUUCUUCAUCUUGUUCUGCGACUUUACUUCGAUGUUUUGAUUUUUUUAGUCUCGACAUUUUGAUAUUAUUUUUGGUUUAAUUCUGGUAUUUUAAAUCUUCGAUUAUCACUUUUUUUUUUAGUUGUCAUGGCAAAAACAAGAGGUUCGUCAACUUCGAAGUCAGGUCAUCAACGAGGUCGCAGUAUUCCAGUUGAUAUUCCCUCCACUUCUAAUUUACAUUUGAAUUCCAACACAAGAAAGAGAAGAGCUGAGGAAACUGACAAUGUACAACAAAGGUCUGUAAGGUUGAGAUCUACAUUCCAGACAAAAAGUAGACCUUCUCAAUUGAUCAAAUUGAUGAAGGGAUUCACUGAGAAACAAAAAAUCUCAGUGAGAGAGAUUGGUUUUGGUGGCCUUCUUGAUUUAAUGUUAUGUAGAAAUCCAUCUGCAAUGCUUGGUUGGCUUGUAGAUUGUUUUGAUCCCGGUAGUUGUAUGUUUUCGAUAGACUCUUUCAAGUGCUUUCCCAUUUCUGAAUAUGAUGUAUAUGAUGUUUUUUGUCUACCUCUGAACCCAAACAAUGAUGUAGAUAUAGUUUCAAGGUGUGCGAACAAGUAUAAUCCUGAUUUUCCCUUGAAAUAA
Messenger RNA from Amaranthus tricolor (Joseph's coat), 768 nucleotides. RefSeq lists its product as uncharacterized. The coding region runs from base 277 to 768 and encodes 163 amino acids. The record is from RefSeq and is a predicted model, not a curated record. Lineage: Eukaryota; Viridiplantae; Streptophyta; Magnoliopsida; Caryophyllales; Amaranthaceae. The transcript has 2 exons.